Didymodactylos carnosus is the source of this 2127-nucleotide messenger RNA. NCBI's taxonomy places the organism in Eukaryota, Metazoa, Rotifera, Eurotatoria, Philodinida, Philodinidae. The record is from the annotation of a GenBank genome assembly.
AUGAAUACAAUUACCAGUGGUCAAGUAACUAGUGAUUAUGUUCGGAAAAUAUUUUAUUCUCAAUUUGAUAUAUUAAGCUCAAAUUCAAUGGUAAAAUAUUUGAAUAAUAAAAACGUCUCAUCCGAUUUAUCAACAUGUUAUGAAACAAUACUGACAAUAAUUGUUCUUUUACAAAAACAAAUAACAGAACAUGUAACAUUCGCAAAAAAUGAUCUUAAAAAUCAGGAAUUCAUAUUGAAUGCCUUAGCCAAGUAUAUCGACAAAUUUUUUACUGAAGAAACAAUUUCUUCUAUAGUAUCAACUCAUUCAUUGCUUUUAAAUGUUGAUAUUAUCACAAUAAUUUGUGAAUUUAUCUGGGCUGUAGUCGAUAAUACAAUAGUAGUUCCCAAUUUUAUAAAUGCUAAUUAUCAUGAAUUUGUUAUUAAAUGGAUAGAUAUAGAAAGUUUAAGCAUGAAACAUCAACGACCACUUAUUAGCAUCAUUCAUAAUUUGGCACGACAUGACAAUGGUGCAGAAGUAUUGAACAAAUGUAAUGCCAUUGAAGUAUUAAAAAAAUACAAAAAAUGUGUAUUAGAUGUUAAUAAAGGCGCACAUCCAGAUAUAAAUUUACUUUAUUGUAUGAUAAUAUCAUUAUUGUCUGAUCCAAAAGAGAAUAAAGAAGAUUCAAAAAAUGUCGAUAAAAUAUUAGAUAAAUUACUGCAAACAGCAAUCGAUGCAUCAUUAACAAGAAAUUUUAAAGCAAAUGGAUUUCACAUUAGUGAACCAAUUGUCGUUUUAACAAAAUUAUGUGUACAUGAUGAUAUUUUACAUUAUGUUUUAAAUGAAGCAAAAGUAACAAAACCGCAAACAUCAGUUAUACAAUUCUUUAGUGAUACCCUAAUAAGUUUUCGUGGUGCAUUGGCGAACGACGAUGAAACAGAUCAGUUAACAUGCUGUGCAUUAUUCAACAUUGUUUGGUCGAUAUCAUUUCAUGAUCAAUACGUUGAAGAAUUAAAAUCAAAUACAAAGUUUUUACUUACAGUUAAGAGUUUGGCGAACGAUGACGGUGGAUCCUUAGUUGAUCAAUAUGUUCCAAAACAUAUGUCUUCAGUCAAAAAAGCAGCAAAUGGAAUACUAUGGAAUUUAGAUGAAAAUAAUCCAGCUCGUCUUUCUCAAACAUCAACGGUCACCGUAUCAGAACAGGUAGUUUGUAGUACUGAACUUAAAUCAAACACAACAGAUAAGAAUAAUCGAUUACUAAUUAUGAUUAGUUAUUCACAUAGCGAUGUUAAAUUUUGUCAACAACUAGUCGAUUCACUCAGAAAAGAUAAUCAAUUCGAUAUUUGGGUUGACUUUUCCUACUGCCAUACAGAAGAUUUAUGGGAAGAAAUUGGUUGUGCUAUUGAAAAAGCGAAUGUUGUUCUAUUUUUGAUGACAAAAGACUAUUAUGAUUCAAAAUCGUGUCGUCAAGAAGUUAUGUAUACCAAGGAUUCAUUAAAAAAACGUUUUAUUCCAAUUUAUGUUCAAAAAGAUUUUCAAGCAACCGGAUGGUUAGGUAUACGCGUUGUUGGACCACAAUAUAUUCGUUUUGGUAAAAAAUCAUUUGAUGAAACUAUGACGGAGUUAAAGAAACUAAUAUUAGAUGAUGGUAAAAGUGAGAAAAAAGACUCGGAGAAACAUUCCGUUGUUCCAGUAACGGAAAAAGUUGAAACUAUUGAAAAACAACAAACAAAAAAUAUCGAGAAAGAGCUAAAUAAAUCAGAUGAUUAUACAAAAAAAGUGGAUGAGGAUAAUGAUUCGAAAAUAACCGACGAAAUGAAACAACAAUUAAUAGCAAAACCGAUCAGUCAGUGGAGCACAAUAGAUAUCAAUAAUUGGUUUGAUCAAAAUCAUAUUCGAUCAGAAUUAAGAUAUCUUUAUGAAUUUCAAACGGGCGAUGAUCUGAUUUUCUAUUCACAAAGUUUGAAACCUGACUGGCAAUCAGAAUAUAUUGAUAUACGUGAUCGAUAUAUAAAAAAAUACAAUAAAACAUUGUAUAAAGAUCAAUUUGUUCGUCUCGUUAGCGCAUUAGAUCGUCUCACAUUGGAUUACAAUACAGCGAAGUCUAAUGAUAAGAAAAAAACUUCGAAUACAUGUGUUAUUGUAUGA